AUGCGUUCGUUGGCCGACCACGCGCCCGCCGCAGCCGACGCCACGGGCGAUUUUCUGGCGGCGCAGUUCGUGGCGCGGCGUCUGCCACCGCGGCCCACCGUGCUGCCGUCGCCACCGAGCCACCGGAAACUGGCGCUACGCUGGGUGGAUCCCACUGCCGUGCGGGUGGUGGUAGAAAGCCGACCUGGACAGGAAGCCGAAAUCCAGAUUUAUCAUACCAUGGAAAAUGUGGCAUCAAGUCACAUGCAUCCAGAUCUUGAGCCGCAGCCCGCCUGCAUUGUGCUUGAGGGCAUGGAGUACUUGCCAGCUCUUCAGGCCCUGAAUCGUGCCAAUGGUGCAUGGGUACUGGCAUCAUCACUGGGUUCAGCUGACUUGGUAGAAGGACUUUUGGAACAUGGCUUGCUGGAGAUUGGUGAUGCAGAUCUAUGCGAAGUCAAGAAGGUCAGCACUCUCCAAAUCAUUGGAGUCAAUGGAGUCAACGCGGUGAGCGGGAAGCCUUCGAAGAAGCUCAAAGGCAAGGCUUCGAAGGCUUCGAAGGCUUCGAAGGCUGGCAGUUCGGAUUCCCUCUUCGGCCGCAGUGCUCAUCGCAGCUUGAACAAAUGGAUUCAAAUGGGUGGGUUGAGAGGCAUUCAUGGCAGCUAUAGCACCGGGUCUUCGGGCAGACGUCGUUUUCAGCUGAGGUGUUGCUGUUGCUGGGACAAGGAUGAGGACAGCAUGAGCGACUGGAGCGACAGUGACUCGGACUCGUCCUAUGAAUCUGUGGAAGACUUGCCUUGGUCGCCUGGCUCCAGACGACUUCCAACCUACUCCACUCCUAAACCGUCAACGUUGGACACUGAGCGCUGA
Cladocopium goreaui is the source of this 846-nucleotide messenger RNA. The record is from the annotation of a GenBank genome assembly. NCBI's taxonomy places the organism in Eukaryota, Dinophyceae, Suessiales, Symbiodiniaceae.